AUGUUCUUGGUUUCAAACUUCAUAUUUCUAAAACGCUGUGUUAUGGGCUUCAGAGGGAGCCUCUCUUCUCACACGGUUUCUGAUGAGUAUGCGCCGUCGCGAGCCACCGCUAACAUGAGCCAAACUAAUUCGUUCAACCUUCUUAUUAUUUCUUCUUCAAGUUAUGUCUUCACUGAUAAAGAUGAUGAGAAAUCCAGAGAACUCCAGGAAAUGUUAUUGCAUUUGAAGUCGAGAAAAGGUGAUGAAGAUGUUGCAUUUGAAAUAGGGAAGAAGAUGGUGGUUGUUGCGUUUUUACAGAAAGUGCAUAAAAGCUUUGAUUUAAAGGUGAUGCAUGAAUUUGUUGAAGUUUUGUAG
Molecule: messenger RNA, 354 nt
Organism: Vicia faba (fava bean)
Lineage: Eukaryota; Viridiplantae; Streptophyta; Magnoliopsida; Fabales; Fabaceae
Source: the annotation of a GenBank genome assembly